This is a messenger RNA of Poecilia latipinna (sailfin molly), 3470 nucleotides long. RefSeq names its product sorting nexin-16-like. NCBI's taxonomy places the organism in Eukaryota, Metazoa, Chordata, Actinopteri, Cyprinodontiformes, Poeciliidae. The transcript has 5 exons. Gene Ontology annotation, cellular component: late endosome; early endosome. The coding region runs from base 2533 to 2931 and encodes 132 amino acids. Gene Ontology annotation, molecular function: phosphatidylinositol binding. Gene Ontology annotation, biological process: endosome to lysosome transport; protein targeting to lysosome; early endosome to late endosome transport. The record is from RefSeq and is a predicted model, not a curated record.
ACUACAUAUUUCUCUGAAUAUUAUGACUUUAUUAUCAUAAUAAUUUUUUCUUAGCUAAUACUCCUUUGUGUCCUAGAAAUGAUUUAAAUAUAAAAAAUAUAUCCAUUAUUUAACGACCUAACAAUCCAGGAUUUAAUCCAUUUAAAAUAUCAAAGCUAGUUGUAGCCUUUCCUUUGUAAAUAUGACAUGGCUGAGAAGUUUCUCUGAAGCAUCCAGUUAAUUGAUUUGAAUUGGCAUUUAAUAGAAACAGGAAGUCCCUCCUGUCUGGUACACAGUAGCACAUGACUGUAUGUGCAUUGACCCUCUGUAAUCGUAAACUCGUGUAACCCAUAAGGUCAAUAAAUUCCUUGCUGCACUAUAACUACUGCUUACUCAACAUCCAGUCACAUAAAGUGGCCCGUUGUUUUUGAUGAGUCAGCAAGACCAUCCCACAGUUCGGAAAAGGAAUGACACUGGGAUUAAAGCGACUCUGAGUUGAAGUAAGUAAUCUGUCAGAAUGAUGUCCUUGUAUUUAUUUCUCAUUGUGGCUAUGAAUGAACUUGUUUCGUGUGUGUUAGCAGGUGUUCACUUAAAAAAAAAAACCCGUCGGAUGGCUGACCCGUUUGUUCCAGUCCAUUUAUCUGUCAACUGGUUCAUAGUGAACAACUCCAGUUUGAACAGAGGGGAGUCUCUGCUCACCGUAGAUGAGGCCUGCAGCAGACCCAGAGGAGAGCAGAGUGACAGGCCAGGGAACACCGAGAAAGAGGAGAAACCCAUCAGUGCAACUCUGCUGGGCUAUGAGAUUCUGAAGGAGAGGGAAAAGUUCACGGUAGGAAGUCCGGUCCCAGAUAAAGACAAUAAAUCAAAACAGUAAAUAUCACAGUAGAUACAUGAUGAAUAACAAUAGGUAAUACGUCUGAUAUAAUAUUCAAUAUUGUGUUCAUCCUAAAAUAAGGGCUUAAGUCAUUUUUUCCUCAAAAGAUGAUUAAGGCAGAAAAAGAAUCACUUUUGUCAAAAAAAAAAAAAAAGAUCUAGGCCAUUAUUCUAGGACGAGGACGAAAUUCAAUAUAUAGAAUAUUCACUGAAUUCCCAUUCAGAACCCCACAGCAUUCUGGGGGACGUAGGCAGAGGAAAGGGUUUAACUGCUCAACUUCUUACAGACAGCUAGGUAAGAUUGGUGGCAUCAACCAAAAUCACUCUUUCUUUGGUUACCUAGCAACAGCCAAAUGAGUCACAGCAACAGUUUCAGGUUUAUCACUGUGACUCAUAACUGCUAAAAAACAAACAAACAAACAAACAAACAAACAAACAAACAAACAACAACAUGGAGUGAAAACUGUGGAUAAAACAGGAAAUGUGGUGCCAGUAUUUUAGAUAUAAAAAAACAACUAAUCUAUAAUUAUCGAUAUAUGAAAUGCUGAUAUGCUGAUACGUUUGUCAGCCGUAUCGUCCAGCCCUACCGUAUCAUGAAUGAAAAUCAAGAAAUCUGUAAUGACACUCGCUUGCUCUUUUCAUUUUCGGAUUUUUGUCUUUAUGGUAAUUCUUUUGAGGGUUUAUUGCAAAUUUAGUCGCAUGACCAACAGUUUUACAGGAACAUUCCCAGCCAAAAGUUUUGAAAAUGAUUCAGAUGCCAGCUUUGUCAUUUUUUUUAUUUUAGUAUUUGUGAUGGCAGAUGGGGGGUGACAUCAUAUUUAGAUUAAGAGAAAACUGAUCAUAUUUUUAAAAAUGAAUUCAUUGUUUAGUUUUAGUCAGCUUUUUUAAGGAUCCCCCAUUUGUCCGUACCAUAGUAGAAACUAUUAUUUCUGGUGUUCACACCACAAGCAUUAGGAUAAAAACUACAGACAUUACUAAAAAGAGAAACAUCACAGAAAAGCCCAAAACACACAAAUAAAAACCAAAAAACAGAAGUUGAUAGCCACAGCAGUUCCAAAGAAUGCUAAAAAGUAAUAACCGUGCACACUACAUGUGUAGAAUUAACAAUAAUUUCAUAUUAUUUCAUUAUGUAUUGUAGAUUUUUAGAUAAUUUUUAAAGGGAGUGGGAGUAAAUAAGUCUGUCUUCUCCUUUUCAAGCUAACUGCAUUCUAAAUAAGGUUUUAUUACAUAAAACAAGAACUUGACCCAGACAAUGUCUUGUUCUUAUGUUACUGUAUAUAUUUGUGAAUAAGUGGAUGCAUAUGUAUUUUUUUUGUUUCUUUUUUACCUACUCAGUGGCAUCAUAUACAUGUUUUUCUUUUUUUGUAGCUAAAAAUAAAGCAAUAAACAACAAACCUUUUAUGAUCACCAGGUAAUGUUAUUUAGAAGGCGGUGAUUAUAUGAAGUGGCUCUUUCCACAGCUGUUUGUCUGAGAAGAUUCAGAAUACGUCACAAUGGGUACAUGUCACGUAUGUAAAAUAAGCAUAAAAACAAGAUGUAUGUCCAGGAUACUUUAUCUUUAUAUUGAUCGCUCAACAAUAACUCUAUAAAGCCUCAUCUGUUUUGUAGGUUUAUAAGAUUCUUAUAAAGAGGCCUGAAGGAGGCAGCUGGCUGAUCUUCAGAAGAUAUGCAGACUUCUGCAUGCUCAGCGAUCAGCUUAGAGAGUUGUUCCCCGGUUUCCAUCAAGCGCUGCCUCCUAAACGACGAUUCAAAGACAACUAUGAUGGAAGUUUUCUGGAGAAGAGACGUUUGGGACUGCAGACUUUUCUAGAGAAUCUGAUGUUGCACAAACAUAUCAGCACAAGUGAACCUGUGACAUACUUUCUCUCUGUGGACGACCCAUCGAGUCCAUUUUACAGUACGGAGGAAAGCAGGGCAUUUUGUGAAACCCUGGAGCAAAAGAAUCAUCGUCUCCUCAGAGAACUCCUGGAAAAACAGAGAGAAGUCGACUCGUUAACCAAGUCUUUAGAGGAUAAAGAGAACUACAUCGACCUGCUGUGGAGAAAAAACAGGACUUUGGAAUUCCAUCCACAAAUGUGACACAAGACACAAAUGUGAAUGAACAGAAGCAGAAUUUGGCAUUUGGGAAUUCUCAGAAUGACAAAGGAACCAGGGAAGAAUUAAAUAAAAUAACAAACUGGAACUAGAAGCUUUUAUCCUGAAUCAGCUGUAAGAAAAAAAAUGAACUAUUUAUAUAAGAAAAUGUAUUGAAAUAGUCUUUUUUUGAGGGCUCUUGAUGUGCUGAAGCUUAAAUGUUUGUUUUUCCAUUUUCUGUACCACUGAUGAAUAAUAAAGUCAGAGUGCAGCAGUAAUGUGUGAUUUACCUGCUUUAUCUUUAAGAGAUUUUUUUAGAAGUAGGAAUCUGUGCAAAGACUGAACAGUAAAUAUAUUACUUGCAGUAGGUAAACUCUUCAAAGAUGAAAACUUCACAAUUUUUAUCACCUUCACAGAUUCUAAAAAGACUUGGAUUUCAGAGUGGAUGACAUGAAAAAAGGAUUUUAUGUAGCUUUUCCUACAGAACUGCACAGCUCCAAAAGAAAAUAACAGAAAACAGCACCUAAGGUAAAACAAAAAAAGCC